CUUUUUGACAGUUAAAUGACAGUAUAAUUUAACAUUAAAAUAUUUCAUAUAGCAAAGCCGGUUCUGUGCUGGGCGGUGUGCUUGGAACUUGGAACAAAAACCGGUCGGCAGGUUCGGUCGACGUUCGAUGCUCGAAGAGUAGCGCGCAUCGCACACGCAGCGAAAAAGCAAGGAAUACAAACUGUGCGUGCCUGGGAGGUGGCGCCCUCUGCUGGCAUGCGUUGAAACUCACGCACCCUCGGUCGGCACAAGUCGGGCGCCGCACAGUGCGCGAACGGCGACAAGAGGCGACGACGGCGAGGAUCGCGUAAACGUCGGGGUUGCAAGCAAAUACGCGAGCUGCGAUCACAAAAUUUCGCCUUCUCAGCGUAUCAAAACCGCCGCUGCAGAGACAAACCAUCAUCGCAAUUACAUCUUCAUUCCUCUGUGUGCUGUGUGGUUGAAGAAUCGUGCGCGUUCCGAGAGUGCACCGCGCGGAAAGCUCUAGUGUUCUCUGGCAUUCUUCGGAUUUCAAAAUGGAGUAUCCGCCGAGGCGCUGAACCACUACACGGCGCACCGCCGGGCGGCGAUCGUGAGGGUGCUGCGUUUCCUUCCGGGAUACACAACGUCUAGGAAAACAACUCUGAAACAAAAGUUGUGUGCAAACGUGCCGUUUGUGCGUGAUUUUCUUGUGAAGCCGACAAGCGGCGAAUUGUUAUUGUUCGACCGUGUGCCGUGUGCUCGGAUGCUGGCGCAAUGAUGACCUCGGCGUAGCUGGAAUUCUUACGCACAUUAUCAGUGAUGACGGUGAUUGUGAACGCCGGUGUCAUGCACGCGGCGUCCCGAUGCUGGUAAGCUGCCUUCUCUGGCUGGCGGUGGCCGCCGCCGGAUGGCACCGCCCCGUCGGCGGCGGCGUGCUCGUCGCGCAAUUCCCCUCGCCCGGCCAUCCGCCUCCCGACCCGCAACAACUAUGGUUCUCGCACUUGGUAGUAGACCCCGCCACGGGCCGGGUUUACGCCGCCGCCACCAAUCGCCUCCUGCAGCUCACCGCCAACCUCACGCUGGAGCAGCGCCUCAUCACCGGUCCCAAGAACGACAGCCUCUCGUGUCAUGCGACAGGAUGCGUGGAUGCCGAGAUACCCACCACGCUCAUGGACAACUUCAACAAGAUCCUGCUUGUGGAACCAGAAUCACGCGUUCUCAUCGCUUGCGGGUCGAUCAGUCAAGGUGCAUGUUAUAAAUACAAACUGAAUAACGUGGCUGCUAAAGGCGAGUUCAUACCGAAGAGUAUAGCUGCGAAUGACCCAAUGGCAUCCACAUAUGCAUACAUAGGUCCCAGACGGUACAACCAAUGGGCAAGGUCGGAUAUUAUGUACGUGGGGACAACCUUCACCAAUAAUGGGGAAUAUCGUCAUGAUGUGCCGGCUAUCUCCAGCAGGGAUUUGGAUACCCUGGAUUUUGCAGAGUAUUCUUUCAGUAAACAGUCCCUGGUGAAUAUUGACGUCAAGUACAGGGACCACUUUUUGGUCCAGUAUGUUUACGGGUUCAACGCGACGGACUACGCGUACUUUGUCAUCGUCCAGAAACAAAGUCACCUCCCUGGUCAGGAAGAGCAGGGUUACGUCUCGCGAUUAGCACGUACUUGUAUCAACGACGCUAAUUACGACAGCUACACCGAGGUUACACUUCAGUGCCAAGAUGGCGAUCGGCAGAAAUACAAUCUAGUACAGGAUGCGAAACUUGCCACCGCUGGCACUGAACUAGCAGCUUCCCUAGGCAUCCAACCGGGGUCUUUGGUACUGGUUGCAGUUUUCAGACCUUCUAAGGGUAUCACCAAUGAACCACAGACAAACUCCGCGUUGUGUUUGUACCCACUGCGCGAAAUAGAAGCCAAAUUCAACGAGAAUAUCCAUAUGUGUUUCAAUGGCAGUGUCAAGUAUCGUAACAUGGGGUAUGUUUCGGGACCCAUUCAAGAUGGCAAAUGUCCAUCAGCAGGUAAUGCUGGUAACGUGCCGAACUUUUGCGAGGCGGGCUUGAAGAUUUCGGGGGUCACUCCGAUUGUCACGAAUGCAGCGUUGGUCUUCAAUGGCACUUCGUUAUCGGCUGUUGCGACUGCUUCGACUGGUAGACAUGUUCUGGCGUUUUUGGGGACUUCGGAUGGGAGGAUAAAGAAAGUGUUGUUGUCGGCGCCUUCGCCCGCCGAGUAUGAAGAGGUGAUUGUUGAUGACGGUAAUGCAAUCCUGCCAGACACUACGUUAUCACCCAACGGGGAUUAUUUAUACGUUCUAAGUACAUCGAAGAUCUCAAAGAUUAACGUAGAACAUUGUAGCAGCUAUACGAAUUGUUCCUCAUGUCUAGAAUCUAAGGAUCCGUACUGCGGUUGGUGUUCAUUAGAGAAAAGGUGUACGGUUAGGAGUGCUUGCCAGAAAGCAUCGCAUAGUUCCCCGCGUUGGUUAUCCCUGGGCACGGGCCAGCAAUGCAUUGACUUCGAACAAGUGCUACCAGAUCGUAUCCCGUCGAAUCAGAUGACUUCAGUGCGGUUGACAAUACGCACCCUGCCUGAAUUACCCUACGGCGCAAAAUACAAGUGUGUUUUUGGUAAUGCGGAACCCAUCGACGCAGUGUUAGCCAACGAAGGUCUCUCCUGUUCCACGCCUGACAUUGCCAGCCGGCCACCUAUUCCCCCUAAACAGGACCAUAUUUUGGUACCGCUGAGUGUCCGCUCGUCCGAAACGAACAAAGAUUUUGUUUCUCGUAAUUUUGCUUACUAUGACUGUUCUAAACACACAAAAUGUUUGGACUGUGUGCAGUCACAAUGGGCAUGCAACUGGUGCGUGUACGAGAAUAAAUGCACUCAUAAUACCUCAGCGUGUCAACGGACUGUCAUCAGCGGAGAUAAUAAUCAUCAAAAGUUGCCAAAUCAUGGCGCAGCAUACUGUCCACGCUUCAAAAGCAAAGGCAUGUUCCUGCUGCCAAACAACGUGCCCAAAGAGAUGAUCUUUGAAGUCGAGAAUCUGCCACAUCCUCAAGCCGGCCAUACAGGUUUCCAGUGCAUAACUAACAUCGAAGGUGCUAAGAUGUUAGUGCCCGCGCGAGUUGACUCGAAUCGAUUCAUUGUCUGCGAGAAGCGCAUUUAUUCCUAUGAAGCCAACACCGGCGAGUACGAAGCAAGUGUGAAAGUGGUCUGGAACCGCAAUCAUCACAUUGACUCCAUGAACGUUGUUCUGUACAAGUGCGAUAUUCUGGGUUCACAUCGUGAGCACGCGGAUUGUUCGCUCUGCGUUACACGCAACUCGAAAUAUCAAUGCACAUGGUGUGGGACUUCAUGCACAUACAGUGAAAGCUGUAUGGAAACACCGCAUGUUGAAUGCCCCAAGCCUCGGAUUGAUAUGAUCAAACCCCUGAGUGGACCUAUCGAGGGUGGGACAUUGGUCACCAUAGAAGGUAGUAAUUUAGGCCUGAAACGUGAUGAUGUUGCGGGAAAGAUUCGCAUCGGGAAUGUCCCCUGCGAGUUGAUCAAUUAUGCUGUAUCUGUGAGGAUUCAAUGCAUUACUGGUCCUUCUCCACUGGAAACAACUGCGCCAAUUAUUGUCGGCAACGAGGCUGGUUUCACCGAAUCAUCCGUAGAGUUUAGUUAUAAAGAUAUACGCCUACAGAGUCUAUUUCCUACAAUUGGUCCCCAAUCAGGUGGUACUCAGUUAGCCAUUACUGGUCAAUAUCUUAACAUAGGGUCUGAAAUCACCGCGUAUCUUGACGAUUACAUCUGUGAAGUUAACCUCACUCAAGCGUCUAGUACCCGAUUGACUUGUAUAACCUCCAAAGCUGCGCGUCCCACUCACGUUGCCAAGGUAACGCUGAGUAUAGAUGGCGCUAACAGGACAUUGGAGGGUAAUCCAUUUAAUUACACCCAGGAUCCAACGAUUAUGGAAAUUAAACCGUUGACAAGUUUUGCUUCCGGCGGCCGGAUGAUUUACGUGCAUGGUAGUAAUCUUGAUAGUAUACAAAAACCUGAGAUGGAAGUCUACGCCACCAAUGAUCCUAUUCCGGUGAACAAAACUAUUUGUAAGGUUUUGAAUGUUAAUUUAAUGGAGUGUCCCAGUCCGGCAGUGAAUCAACUCUUUUACGCGUCAAAUAUGCAUACGGGGAGAACAAAACGGUCCCUUCAUAAACAUUCCACGACACCUGAACAGCAACUGCUUUUACGCAUUGCUUUCGUGAUGGAUACGGUGAUGUCCGUGAGAAAUCUCGAGAAACACUUUACUAAUCUGCGCUCGCAGUUGCUGUUUGUAGAAGAUCCGAAAUUCCUGCGCUUCUAAAACGAAGUUAAGUUGUAUAAGGGUGAUACUCUUGUGAUUGAAGGAGAGAAUCUCAACAUGGCGUCGGAUGAAACCGAUGUUAUUGUUACGAUUGGUCCAAGGCAGUGUAACGUCACUAGUUUAGCCAUGACACAACUUGUAUGUUCACCACCUGAGCAACAACCAAUGGCAACUGAUGAAAACGCCAUUCGGACUGAUGCUUCACUCCCAUUGGUUGUAGUCAGAGUAGGCCGGAGUUUACGAUUUCCCAUAGGGUAUCUUCGAUAUGACGUCCUCAAACCAUUUUCACUCCCACCGGAAGCCAUCUUCAUGAUUCUAGCCGGCGUGGCGCUGUUCGUAAUAUUCUUCAUCGCCAUUUUGAUAGUAUAUAGAAGGAAAAGCACGCAAGCAGAGCGCGAGUACAAACGCAUCCAGAUUCAGAUGGAUACGCUGGAAAGUAAUGUCCGGUUUGAGUGUAAGCAGGCGUUCGCUGAACUGCAGACCGAUAUGACUGAUCUCACCGCUGAUCUUGAGAAUUCAGGUAUUCCCACAUUGGAUCACACUAGUUAUAUCAUGAAGGUAUUCUUUCCUGGUGUAAGCGCGCAUCCAAUUCUCAACUCGCCCAAAGCCCGGUUGAAUGGUCCGAGGACGAACUACGAUGCAGCCAUGUUGCACUUCGAGCAGUUGAUCAACAACAAACACUUUUUACUGAGAUUCAUCGAGACAUUGGAAUCGCAGAAGACUUUUAAUAUUAGGGACAAAGUGAAUGUUGCAUCACUGCUAAUGGUGGUACUCAUGGACAAGAUGGAGUACGCUACGGACAUCCUCAAGUGCUUACUAAUCCGCUUGAUGGAGAAAUCAGUCAGUAGUAAACAUCCACAACUGAUGCUGCGUCGAACAGAGAGCGUUGUGGAGAAAAUGCUCACCAACUGGAUGGCGCUCUGCAUGUACUCCUAUCUGAAAGAAUACGCAGGUUCUUCUCUGUUCCUGUUGUUCAAGGCCAUCAAACAUCAAAUCGAAAAGGGUUUAGUUGAUGCCAUCACGCAUGAUGCUCGGUAUUCCCUUUCCGAGGAACGUCUGCUACGUGAACAGAUAGAACACGGCGGUGUUACGCUGCACAUCGUUCAGGAUGACCUCGACGAGAAGAUUCAGUGUAAAGUGUUGGAUUGCGACACCAUUUCACAGGUCAAAUCGAAGAUUCUUGACGCGUUGUAUAAAAACACGCCAUUCUCGCUGCGCCCUUCAAUUUACGAAGUUGAUCUCGAAUGGCGGCACGGCCGCGGUGGUCAUCUCACACUCCAGGACGAAGAUGUCACAACGAAAACCCUGAACGGUUGGAAGAAGCUAAACACGCUGGCGCAUUACGGCGUCAAGGAAUCCGCAGUGAUGUCGCUUAUCUCCAGACAGAACGAUAGCUUCAAUAAUUGUAAGCAGCCGUGCCAUAACUGUGUGUCCGGGAUAUACUACAACAAUGCGCAAAUGCCCAUCAUACCCACCAACGGAGACGUUGAAAUCGGAAUGAAUCCGCGUAUCUAUCAUCUUGUGAAACCCGUGAAUGAUGAGAAUCACUACUCGACGAAGUGUUCGACCACGGAGCGAACGCACAAGGCUAUUCCGGAGAUCUUCCUCACGAGGUUGUUAGCGACCAAGGGUACCGUACAAAAGUUUGUCGAUGACUUCUUCAACACGAUUCUCACAGCCAACGAGGCGUUGCCACCGGCGGUGAAAUGGUUGUUUGACCUGCUGGACGAAGCGGCCUUGCAGCAUGGUAUUCAGGAUAUGCAGGAGGUGGUGCACGCGUGGAAAUCCAACAGUCUUCCGUUGCGGUUCUGGCUGAACUUCAUCAAGAAUCCGGAUUUUAUCUUCGACAUUAACAAAACGGCGACGUUGGAUUCUUGUCUGUCGGUGAUCGCUCAGACGUUCAUGGAUUCCUGCUCCACUACGGAGCAUCGCUUGGGAAAGGAUUCACCAUCGAAUAAACUACUUUUCGCAAAGGAUAUUCCACGGUAUCGCGAAAUGGUGAGUCAGUUCUACCGUAGUAUCUCUGACCAGCAUACCAUCACAGACCAGGAGAUGUCUUCGGCAAUGCAGUUGUUAUCAACGCAGCACGCCGAGGAGUUUGAUACUGUAGCAGCUCUGAAAGAGCUUUAUAUCUAUGUCGCAAAGUAUAGAGAUCAGAUUUACGAAUCACUUGAAUGUGAUCUAGCGUGCAAUCGACAGCACCUCGCGCAUCGACUGGAGAUCGUGGCGUGCACUUUGGGCGGUGCCGACGAUGGCACCGGGUGCUGACCGUAGACUCUGCCCCGCUACACUGCCGCCGCCCCCCGCAACCACUUCAACUUCGACUUCAAUUAUAACGAGUUUUAAGCGUGCUCCACUGUGAUAUUAGCGCAAACGAUCAAAGGUGACUGACUGUGCGUCGUUUACGGACACGUUACUUAAGCCCGCCCCCUGACACAACCGAAAGAAAUGAAGCUAAAACAUAAACCCCAAUGCAAAACUUUGACAUUGUCUCAUCGAAAUAUCGCGUCGUACGAUCGUCUACCAACAGACUACUUAAAUAAAAAUGAGAGAAAAUGUCCAGAAUGACAGUUCCUGCCGCCAUUUUGCACACCAAAUUCGUCAAUUGCCAUUUUUGCCUCGCCAUAUUGUACAUUAAACAAUUGACGAUCGAGCGACGUGGAUACACUUAAGAAAUGGCGUUGGGCCGACAUAUUUGACAUUCGAUGGCAUAGUUUUUAUUGUUUAGUGUGAUUCGACUUUCAAUUGGCAAUGGCGUUCGAGCAGCUUUAAUAAUAUUAGUUCGAAAUAAAUUGGGAAACGUCUCAAAUGCAUCGAAUACGGCCUAGAAUCAACCGAGGGUGAUCCGAAUUUAAUUUAUUUCUUAGCUUGUAAGCGAACGACUGUUAUGUUAACCUCCUCUCGACUGUUUUCUAUUUUUUAUACUUUUAUAUAUGAUUUCCCCACGCCCCCGCGCAUUGCCAAUCGAAAUAAUGCCGCCCCCAUUCUGAUAUCGUUUCUAUUUUUGCAUACGACACCCUGUAUGCAGGCAAAUAUUUAUCAUGUGAGUGUAACUGAGGUACGCCUACUGCGCGUGCGCAGCACGUGUGUUUCGUCGACGUCCAGUGCGUAUGUUCGUUUUACUAAUUGAUUUUGUAAAGGUAAUUAACUCAAGCGCUAGGUACCACGCGUAUUAAUGACAUUUUGACUAUUUUUUGUACAUAACUGAAUAUUGAAUUGUGCAUAUAACUAUAUUGUAUUAGGAGAUGUCUCAUUGUAAGUGAAGCGAGGAAACGAGAAACAAAAUGGCGCAAACGAACAAAUCGGCCACAUGAAACAAAAACACACCCAACACAACCAAUGAGAAGUAACACUAUUAUAUAGGGUGCAGCGUCAAGAUGCUGCAGCUGCCGACUCGUAAUGUAAACAAUUUUAAGAAACUUCGAUAUUUUAUUAGAGAUUGUGUUUAGCGGAUAAGGUUUCUAACCGUACGAUUUAACUUAACGAAAAACAAACAAAAAUACUUGGAAAUCUUAAGAGAUUGUACAUAUACACUUUCAUUUUCUCCGGGUUUUCUCGCUCCACACACGCCCCGGGGUGGGAAAACACAACGAUGUAUCGGUUUUUACAUUAUUACAAGAAUACAAUUUUAAAGUAUA
Molecule: messenger RNA, 7933 nt
Organism: Dalotia coriaria
Lineage: Eukaryota; Metazoa; Arthropoda; Insecta; Coleoptera; Staphylinidae
Gene: PlexB
Product: plexin B
Exons: 9
Biological process (GO): motor neuron axon guidance; semaphorin-plexin signaling pathway involved in axon guidance; sensory neuron axon guidance
Cellular component (GO): plasma membrane; semaphorin receptor complex
Molecular function (GO): semaphorin receptor activity; protein binding
Source: RefSeq, a predicted model, not a curated record